This is a messenger RNA of Micropterus dolomieu (smallmouth bass), 10802 nucleotides long. RefSeq names its product plexin b2a, tandem duplicate 1 (gene plxnb2a.1). The coding region runs from base 581 to 6175 and encodes 1864 amino acids. Gene Ontology annotation, cellular component: semaphorin receptor complex. Gene Ontology annotation, molecular function: protein binding; semaphorin receptor activity. The transcript has 43 exons. The record is from RefSeq and is a predicted model, not a curated record. Gene Ontology annotation, biological process: regulation of GTPase activity; regulation of cell shape; regulation of cell migration. Lineage: Eukaryota; Metazoa; Chordata; Actinopteri; Centrarchiformes; Centrarchidae.
UCAUCCUGAUAUUCUUCAGUUUUCCGUAUCGCGCCUUGCAGCAGAGCUCCUGGCUGAAGAUCCGGCUGAAUGUGUGCGCAGCAGUGGAAACAGAAAACGCACACUCCUGCCAUUAAAAACUGCUUGUGUGUGUGUGUUGGUGAAGACAUGAAUUACACCUGAGCCGGGCAUGUAGUUUACCGGUUUCCUGGGCGUGGGAAGGACGAAGAAAGCAGCCUGUCUACUUGUUUGUCGUGGGAAUAUUGUUGAAGUAAACUUCAGCAGUGACUGGAGCAGCUGCGCAGCUCAGCAAGACGUUCAUUUCGCUCCAGUUUGACUCUUCCAGAGCAGUUUCCUCAAAAUCAGGAUGUAAAUUUGGGAACUUUUUUUGAAGGACCGUUUAUUUUCUAACUUUUGAUACCUUUUGCGGAAUACAGACAGACAACACGGCUGUACAGUGAGAGGGAUAUCAGCUGCAAAUCCAGAGGAGAGGAGAGUGAGGUGGUUUAUGUCAUCAAGAGUUCAACAGGCCUGAACACUGAACAGGAGAGUGAGGUGUUUGAUGUCAUCAGAGAUCAACAGGCCUGAACACUGAACAGUCAUGAUGGAGCGGUGGUUGGCGUGGCAGUUUGCCCUGUUCGCCCUGGCAUCCAUUUACCUCAGCCCCUCCCAGGGCAAAAACACAGAGUUCCUUUCUGAGUUUCUGAUCAACAACGUGGUGGCCGAUCCUCAUACGGGCCGGCUAUACGUCGGCGCCGUCAACAAACUCUACCAGCUGAACUCUGACCUCGAAGUCGAGGCCCACACCGACACGGGCCCAAAGCGAGACAACCGACAAUGCACGCCGCCAGUCACCGACGCCUGCGAGGAGGCCGUGGAAACAAACAACCACAACAAGCUGCUGCUGGUCCACAAGGCCAACAACGAGCUGGUGGUCUGUGGCAGCGUCUACAGAGGCAUCUGCUCUCUGAUGAACCUGAGCAACGUGGAGCAGCUGCUGUACUUCAGUGACACCAAAGGAGAGAAGUCAUACGUGGCGAGCGCCGAGGAGGGCGUCUCCGUGGUGGGAGUGAUGUCAUACUUCACCAAGGAUAGAGAUAACUUCACCGUGUUCCUGGUUGGAAAGGGGUACGGCAGCCACGACAGCACCAAGCUGAUCUCCACCCGCAUCCUCAAGGACUAUGGUGAUUGGGUGGUUUUUGACAGCAUCAUAGAGGCCUCAGCGGUCCAGGCCAACCCCUUCGUCCUGCGGUACCUCCACGACUUCCGCUUUGCUUUCAAAGACGGCGGCUUUGUGUACUUCCUGUUCUCGCGGACGCUGGGGGUUCAGGACACCAAGAACUUCACCUUCAUCUCCAGGAUGUGCGAGAACGAUCAGGGUUAUUACUCCUACACCGAGCUGCAGCUCAACUGCAGCGCUACCAACAAGUACAACAAAGCUCAGGCCGCCUAUGUAGCAACACCAGGUGAUGUUUUGGCUCAGGCUAUGACCAAAUCAGGCCAGUACGGACCAGUUUCAGCCUCUGACAAGGUGCUGUUUGUCACCUUCACCUCUGAUGAAGACCCACUUACUUCUGCCUUGUGUAUGUACCCUCUGCAGUCUAUAAAUAAGAGGCUGGUGGAGAUAAUAGGAGCCUGUUACAGCAACACCGGUAUCAUUAACGAGAAGUCUGCUGUCUACUCGCCUUACUCCUCCAAGUCUGAAGAGCUGUGUCUCAGCAGUAAUCAGCACAUGGCCCUCAACUACAAGUGUGGAGCCGAGUUCCUGCCUUCCCCAUUGGCCAGCAAGGCCGAGUUCGCCUUAACAGCUGAGCCCCAAUUAAUCCGAAAGGUUCACAUGACCGCCGUGGCUGUGGCUGUGGAAAUGGGGCACGCUGUGGCGUUUCUGGGCACCGCCACUGGAGAGAUGCUGAAGGUACAUCUGUCGGCCCAUCCUGAGGUGUACUCGCGAGUUGUGAUCACGGGAGACAAGGUCAACAAGAACCUGCUGUUCGAUUCCAGCCUCCAACACCUGUACAUCACCACAGAGAAAAAGAUCACAAUGGUUGCAGUCCAGGAAUGCCACCUGAAGACAGACUGCCACUCCUGCGUCUCGCUGAAGGAUCCGUACUGUGGCUGGUGUGUCCUGGAGGGAAAGUGCACCAGGAAGCAGGAGUGUAGGAGGUCGACGGAGGAAAACACCUGGCUGUGGUCACCCAAUCAGCAGUGUGUUCGGAUCCAGAGCUUCAACCCUCCAAACCUCAGCUGCAAAAAGACACAGCAGGUUGAGAUCAACAUACCCACACUCCCCAGUCUGAGCACCUCUGAUAGGCUGUGGUGUGUUUUCGGCUCUGUCAUCAAGGACGCUGUGAUGUCCAUAAGCAGUCGUGGACAGGUCACCUGUUCGCUGCCGGACCCCGUGGAAAUCCCACCCACUCCUGACCAGCAGGAUUAUGUGUCCGUCCCAGUCAAGGUUCUGGUGAACAACAACAUCGAUGUGACGUCUGGAGAGUAUCACUUCUACAACUGCGCCGCUACGGUCAGGAAGAACCCAAACACACCGUGUAUAGCGUGUGUGACCAGUGAAUGGAGCUGUCAGUGGAACGCUCAGGAUCACAGCUGCAGUGACAGAGAAGAUGGCGUAAAUGAAGACCACAUAGUUAAACCACAACAGUCGCAGAGGUGUCCUCAGUUUGAGUCACCGGAGCCGCUGCUAAUCCCUGUGGGAUUUGAAAUCCCCAUCAGUUUCCAGGGAAGAAACCUGGACAUCUACACGGGUAAGACGUUUGCCAUCGGGACUGAGCUGAUGAAACACACAGAGAAGACAGUCAUACAGGAGCAAGACUCAAAGUUCAAAUUCACAGGUUAUGAGUUUUCCUAUGACAAACAGCAGGAGGUGAACGUAUCCUUCCACAUCAAAGACAGAAACACUGAGAAGAAGAUUGACAGCACCCUGACAGUCGUGCUGUAUAACUGCUCAGUGGGAAGAGAAGACUGCAGUCUGUGUAAACACGCCGAUGACACCUAUCAGUGCGUUUGGUGCUCCGCCACACACACCUGUGUUUACCGGGAGCUCUGUCAGUCACCACAGCCGACACAGUGCCCCAACCCGGAAAUCACAGAUAUCAUCCCUCGCUUCGGCCCUCUAAACGGUCAGAUCUCAGUGACCAUCAAAGGUUCCAACAUGGGAAUAAAGAAGGAAGACAUCAAGAAGAUCACAGUAGCAGGAGUGGACUGUGUUCACCAGGCGGACAGAUACUCAGUCUCUACCAGUGUGGUGUGCGAGAUUGGCCCAGCAAAGCGAGUCCCACCGACUGACCUCCCGUUUGAACCAACCACCAGUGGACCCGUGGAGAUAGAAGUAGACGGAAGCAGGAGAGGGACGUCUCAGGUCUUUUUCACUUACCGGGACCCCAAACCAGAUGCCGUGCACCCAGCGAAGGGUCCUGCAGCCGGAGGAACCAUGAUCACCAUCAGCGGCAAAGACCUGGACACUGCAACUAAAGACGACAUCGCCGUCACUGUGGGGGGAGUUCCCUGUGAAGUCCGGUCAUUCGGCGCACAGAUCACCUGCGAGACCGGGAGGUACCGUGGGCAGAAGGUGCCCUCUGACCCGUUAACGGUGACGGUGAAAUACGGUAAAAACACCACCAAAGACGUCCCAGCUGCAUACCAGUACUCUGAUAACCCCAAGAUCACAGAUUAUUACCCUAAGACCAGCUUCGUGUGUGGUGGUCGAAGGAUUGUGGUGAUGGGAAAUGGUUUUGACCUGAUCCAGAGAGCCACGAUGAAAGUCCUGCCCUGCUCUGACGAGUUUUCACAGAAUACAACUACUGUAGAGUUUGUGGAGGAGGCUCUGAGUAAGAACGACACCGUCCUCCAGUUUUACUCUCCGGCCGUGAACUCCUGCUUCGACAGCCAGUCUUUCAGGACGGUUCUCCAGCUGGACAACGUGAUGGAGGAGCUGAAGAGCUUCGACUAUCACCCUAACCCCACCUUCAACAAACUCGCCAAGAACGUCAUCACAGAGACGAGCAUCAUCAUCGUGACUGGUCGAGGUUUCUCCAAGGCGAUGACGGCCAAAGAGGCCCAGGCAUUUGUUGGAGAUGCCUCCUGCCACGUUAACAUACUGCAGGAUGAUAAGUUGAUCCUUGAGGCUCCUUCAUCACCGCCCCGAGCCAGAUCCAGACGCCAACGUAGAGACACAACCAACGACCCGCUGGAGCUACUGGUGAAGUUUGGUCAUGGCGAGUGGAAUGUGGGUUCAGUGUACUACGCCAGAAAAGAGGACAUUCCUCUGGCUAUAAUCAUCCCUGCAGUCAUCAUACCGAUGCUGCUCUUCAUCGCCGUGUCCGUCUACUGCUACAGGAGGAAGAGUCAGCAGGCUGAGCGAGAAUACGAGAAGGUGAAACACCAGCUGGAGAAUCUGGAGGAGAGUGUGCGUGAUCGCUGCAAGAAAGAGUUUACAGAUCUCAUGAUUGAAAUGGAGGACCACACCAGUGAUCUGAGCGAGGCCCGGAUCCCCUUCUUGGACUACAAAACCUACACCGACCGAAACUUCUUCCUGCCCUCCAAAGACGGCACCAACGACGCCAUAAUCACAAGAGAAAUACAAAUCCCAGAAGCCCGCAAGGCCAUCGUGGCUCAGGCACUCAACCAGUUCUCAAACCUACUGAACAGUAAAACCUUUCUCAUCAAUUUCAUCCGCACGUUGGAGAGUCGUCCGGACUUUAACGCCCGGGCUCGGGGUUAUUUUGCCUCCCUGCUGACGGUGGCGCUGCACGGAAAACUGGAGUAUUACACGGACAUCAUGAGGACGCUGCUGCUGGAGCUGAUGGACGAACACGUGCAGAACAAAAACCCCAAACUCAUGCUGAGGAGGUCAGAGACUGUGGUGGAGAGGAUGCUUUGUAAUUGGAUGUCCAUCUGUCUCUAUCAAUUCCUGCGGGACACGGCAGGAGAGCCUCUAUACAAACUGUUCAAGGCCUUGAAGCACCAGGUUGAGAAGGGACCGGUGGAUGCCAAGAUGAAGAAAGCCAAAUACACACUCAACGAUACGGGGCUGCUGGGGGACGACGUUGAGUACUCUGUACUGACUCUGCAGGUGUUGGUGCACGGGGAGGGACCCGAUGUGACUCCAGUGAAGGUGCUGAACUGCGACACCAUCUCCCAGGUGAAAGAGAAGAUCAUCGAUCAGGUCUACAGGAAUCUGCCGUACUCACAGAGACCAAAGGUGGAGAGUGUUGCCCUGGAGUGGCGCCCGGGCUCCACGGGUCAGAUCCUGUCCGACCUCGACCUGACCUCCCAGAAAGAAGGACGCUGGAAGAGGCUCAACACCCUGGCUCAUUACAACGUUCGUGAUAACGCCACGUUGGUCCUCUCCAGAGUUUUGCACACACAGUCCUUUCACCAGCACCAAGACAGCCAGGAAGAAAAAAAUGCCCUGCUGGAGGACGACAACACCUUCCACCUGGUGAGGCCGGCAGAUGAAAUCGAUGAAGGGAAGUCAAAGAGAGGCAGCAUGAAGGACAAAGCCAUGACCAAAGCCAUCACUGAGAUCUACCUGACCAGGCUACUGUCUGUCAAGGGCACUUUGCAGCAGUUUGUGGAUGAUUUCUUCCGCAGCGUGUUGUGCUCGGGCUCUGUCGUGCCUCCUGCCGUCAAAUACUUCUUUGACUUCUUGGACGAACAGGCGCUGAGACACGACAACGUGGACGAGGAGACGCUGCACAUCUGGAAGACUAACAGCUUGCCUCUGCGUUAUUGGGUGAACAUCCUGAGGAACCCUCACUUCAUCGUCGACGUGCACGUGACGGAGGUGGUGGACGCUUCGCUGCAUGUCAUCGCUCAGACCUUCAUGGACGCCUGCACCAAGACGGAGCACAAACUCAGCAGAGAGUCUCCCAGCAACAAGCUGCUCUAUGCGAAAGAGAUUUCAACAUACAAGAAGAUGGUGGACGAUUACUACAAAGGUAUCAGACAGAUGGUUCCAGUCAGUGACCAGGACAUGAAUACACACCUUGCUGAGGUGUCCAGGCAACACACAGACAAGCUGAACACCCAGGUGGCCUUACAUCAACUGUACCAAUACGCCAGCAAGUACUACGAUGUGAUCAUUCAGUCGCUGGACGAGGACCCAGCAGCCCAGAAUAAACAGCUCACCCUCCGCCUCCAACAGAUUGCUGCCGCCCUGGAGAACAAGGUCACCGACCUUUGACCUCUGGCCUCGUGGAGGGGUUAUGGGGCGGAGCGAACGGAUACUAAAACACAAGAUGUUGUUUUUCAUUUAAGGACUCAAAAGAGGAUGAGCUCGCGGACUCUACCGAAUAUUUGACCAUGUGAGGGGCUGAAGUGGGAGGAGUUAUGGGAGAUUUUGGACAAAUGAAGUGUAAAAAUAUUCCCAGAGUGAUGGAAACUGAAGCGCUGAUAUCCACUACAGUCUGUAUGGCGUACCUCCACUUGGCAUCCCAAAACAAAUCCCAAGCAGGGAUGCAAAAUGGUGACUGUAACGUGGCUGCAGAUGGGAGCUCUUGUGAAAUCAAAGCGUUAUUUCUUUUCAUAACUAGGGCGUUCGGUUUGCGUACUCCUCGCCCUUGCUCUUUCUGUGUUUGGCUUCUCCACACCACCAAUUUUAAUUUUCCCAUAUAAGGACUCAAGAAAAAAGUGCCACGCAAGGAAUGACGAUUGAAGAUUUUUGGAUAAUUUAAGAUAAGUGAAGUAAGGAGACAUUACCAAAUAUUUUCUUAUUAGAAGCUUGGAUUAGAAGUACAGCUUCUCCAGGACGCUUUGUGCUCACUAAUUCCUUAUUGUGUUGCAGCAAAAGUCUAUGAACUAUAGAUGCGAGGUGAAUUUGCCUCCCAACUCCUGAUCUGAGGUCAGCUUUUCUGUCUCUCUGCUAAAUGGUAACCAGGAAAUCUGAUCUCAUGUCAGCAACUGGUUUCAUCCUAAAGCGUGAAAAUGCUUUGAUGGACUUCAACCUUCAAGAGAGCUCAUAAAAAAAUUAUCAACCAAUGAAAACCCACUACGGUACACACCACCGGCCAGUCACGGGUCUUGUUUUUUUUUUCUUGAUGGCACAACUGAGGAGAGUGAAUUCAGGGUACGAUGAGAUGAAUUAAGUCCAAAAAUCAACACAGACUUUUCUUGUAUCAUGGCCAAAUGUUGUUUUUCAUAUCAGCUGAGCUGGAGCAUGUCUUUCUGUGACUCAAACCGCAGCUGAAUCAUUUCACUUCGUUUAGUUUCUUUAUUAUUAUUAUUAGGCUUCGCAUUUCCAUGUACAACAUCAAAAGGAUCUUUUUAAUGGACUGACAUCGUGCCACCUAGUUUGUUCUUUUGUAAAGUGUUAAUCAGGGUGGUCCAUAAUGUCAGAUCCUGUGCGUGUGUGUGUGAGUGAGCGUUUGAUAGUUAUCAACACCGUUGCCACUGAGAACCAGCUUGUUUUUACUUUAUGCGAAAAAAUCAUGACUGCCUAAUCAUGUGGUCUAAAAAGCCAAACACAUUUACUGUUAAGUGUGAUUUGAUUUGUUUUUAUAAACUGUAUAAUUUCACUUCUUUUGCAAAACUCCCUUCAUAUACACAUCUGCUUUUUGUUUUAUAAUUUUCUGUUUAACUGCACACAUACAAGAAAAAGUGUCUUCUGAAGACAGGGUAUCCAUGGAUCCUUUGAAAAGGUGUUCAAAUGUAUUAAAUCCAGUUAUUAUAGGCCCCAUUUGUCCAUUUGAGGAUGGUUUUUAGAGCUGCAAAAUAUAGAACCAAUAUGCAUCCAUUAGCCGACUGGACUACAAGAGUCUGAUUUAAAUUGAUUGAUUUUCAGCAGGGUAAUGCAGUUAGUAUCAGAAAUGUUUUCAGGGACUCUAGAGUACAUUAAAAAUCUGGACGUCUCCUAACAAGUAAUUGCCCCCUCAUCAUAUGGUAGAUUUAAAAAAGCCUAAAAGCAAAUCAAACAAAGAAAUAAAGUAAACUACAAAAGUCAAAUAUUUUGUAUUAUUCUUCCCAUUAAAUGUUUCAUAAUGUUCAUGAGGUUUGUUUAAUAAGAAAUAGGGCGGUUUUGUUUUGUUUCUGACCUGCUGAAACCUGCACAAAGCUUGUCUCCAAAAUCCCCAUUUUUGUGAAACCGCAUCGUUAAUGUCUUUCUGAAACGUACAAGGAGUCGACCUUUUCAGGAAUUAUUAAUUUUUUUUAAAUCCAUAAAGCAGAGUGAGGGACAAUAUGUUUAUGUCAAGUGCUAAUUAGAGAAAUAUGGGAGAAAAAAAAUCUUUUUGAAUCCAUAAACCAUCAUUUAUAUAACCAACCACUGUAAAUGAGCAAAUUGUGGACCAAGUUAUUAAAAGAUCUGCAGCAGUCUUUGGGUUUAAGUGCCGUUACCCCACUGAAGUGUAAAUUAACUAAUUUAUCUUCUCCUGUGCUUCAUAUUAAUCACCAUAGAAUCAUUAUAUAUCUACAUUAUUCUUUGCCUUCUGAUCCCAGAUGAAGUGCUUUUAUGUAGUGCUUGAGUUAAUAUCAAAGAUUAAAUAUGCAGUUUAUAAGUUUGAUAUUGAACCCCACGUCUCUGCUACCGAAGUUGCUCUGUUAGUUGUUUUUGGGGGGGGGGGGUUCUGUGAAGUUGGAUUUAUUGAUUCCACUGAAGUUUCACAUCUUACAAACUGCAUCUUUAAAUUCCUGAGCAAUACGACCUUAAGGCUUGUGCUGUAUCUCUGUCUCCAAUUCCUUUAACUGUAAAUGGACACGCUGCAAGGCUCUGGCCAGAAUUUGGCACCACAGGACCUCCAGAUACAAAGACUGAAAUACACUCAUUUUAGCUUCUUCUGUUUUUUUUCUGUUUUUUUUUAAAGCCGCUUUGGUGCCAAAUAACUUCAAGAAACUUACUGCGUGUGUUGUAGUGUGUGUAAUUCAAGGCUUGGACUGUCAUUUGAGUUGGAUGUUGUAUGAGUGUAGCCAGAAAUAAGAGGGGAAACAGUUGUGCAUUAAAUAAUCUGGUGGUACUUUUUAUAAACAGUUGAAAUGUGAAACUUCUUUUGGAGGUUGUCUUCAGUGCCAGUUCUGAUAUUAGAAAACCUUUUUUCACCAAAAUUUCACCAGCUUUUCAAAGCCAACUGCCGCAUUCGCUUUCCAGAUCCUUAAAUCUUUCUGAGGAAAUUGAAUUGUUUGCUUAAUCUCUACUCACUUUACAAAUAUAGUUUAAUAAAUAUAAAAUAUGAGACAUCUAAUUCAUGUAGAGAACAAUAUUUUACACAAUUUAUCGCCUAAAAAUCUCUAUUCCUCCGCCAACAGUAGCUUCUUUCUGCCUUCUUUUUUGCAACCAGCGAGUGCCUUAAAGAGUAGAAGUGAAAGUAGAUUUGGAAGUAAAAACCAAAAAAAAAAGGUGUCUAGAGGCACAUUAAUGUUUUAAAGUAGGUUGUAGGUUUGUGGUUCUUAACUGGAAGAUCACAAUGCAAAGUGGUACAGAGAGGGCAAAGGGGGUGCUAUCAAAUGUUUUUAAAGCUUGUACAAAAACAAAUUUACACCGUCGGGAAAUCACUGCUACUCUACACAACCAUGUUUUUAUUUAUUAUAGAAAAUGUAUGAGCAAAAUAGUCUUACAUUCUGUCAUUGUGUUACUUAUGGAUGGAAAUAUUGUGAAAAUCGACCCCCAGGAACCCUCAACAAGGAGCCCUGGACCCCUCUUUGAGAACCACUGCAUUAGAAUAAUUGAUACCUUUUUUAUCUUGGAAUAUGGAUCGACACUUAAAGGAAUUACACGUGUGAAACAGAGGCUGGCUAGGACCCAAAAUGGCGGAUCAUUUCUAACAUUUACUCAUUUUAGCUGACGCUUUUAUCCAAAGCGACUUACAGUUGCUAUGUACAUCAGAGGUCGCACGCCUCUGAAGCAACUAGGGGUUAAGUGUCUUGCUCAGGGACACAUUGGUGGAUGGGUCACAGUGGGGGAUUGAACCCGGGUCUCUCAAACCAAAGGCAUGUGUCCUAUCCGCUGCCCCAUCACCACCCCAUUUCUGCCUUGCUUACCAACAGCUCUGCAGCAAUUCACGUUGCCACGUAAUUUUUGUCAUUUCAUGCAAUUACAAUUAACGCACCUUAAAAUAACAUAAAAAAAUACAAUAGAAGCAAGAGAAAAUAUAGACUGACGCGUUUCCCUUUGUCAACUCUCCACCUCUUCUUGUCUCUUUAGGAAAAAAUGUGGACGCUAUGGAUAAUUUAAUUUACAAACCUUUGACCUAGCAUACUUGAUCGUGAACCAUGGUAAAUUUGUGAACCUGUGAAAAGUGUUGGUCUAACUAACACACAGCUGUGUUAUCUGUAUAUUCCCCACGCUCCAGAACAGUUGAGUAAAUAUUAGAAGAAUGUGAUCUGCAUAUGUGGUCUUCAAGUCAGUGACUUUCAGAGGUACAGGAAAAUGUUCAUGUGUAAUGACAGGAUGAAGGAUCAGCACAGGGAACUGAGCCUUCACUGUAAGUAGAUUUAUUCGUCCGCUAUUUGAGGAUGUGUGUGUUUUAAUAAGCGUAUUUGAAAAAUAUUGUUUUAUGAGGCACAAGUAAACAACAGUUGUGAGAGGUUUUGAAUGUUAAACAGGAAAAUCGCCCACUGGUACACAAGGGUUAAAUGUGUUUAUACCAUUGUAUAACAGUUUGUACAUCAAAUACAGUACUUUCCCAUUGUUUAUUCUUGUAACAUCAUUGUAGGAAACCUGUGGUUUGAAUGGGCCGGACCAAGUGUAGACUUUUGAAACAGACAGAAAUGGUACUGCUGGACUGGAGCCCAAAUCGGUGACUCUUCUGAGGAAGUGGAGAAGUGGGCUGAAAAUCCAGAUCUAGGAAGUCCAAAUAUCCAAUAAAAAAUUUUCUAUUGUU